AUGAAGUGCUCGCUCUAUAUCAUCAGUGUGCUGCUGCAUAUUACGAUGCAGUUAGCAGGAGCAAACCCAGUUGCACACUCAGAGCCCGACUCUCCUGCUUUGGAAGAGAGACAGAUGACCCCUACAAGCUCGCCUGGACCGACUACCGCCCCUAGUAUGACUGCCACUCCCACUAAGACCCCUACUACCAGCACGCACACCGCGACUAGCACCACUAAGACGACUGCCUCCUCCACGAAGGCCACCACUACAAGCAAGCCUGGCUCGACUAGCACCACUCCUACUACAAGCAAGCCUGGCUCAACUAGCACCACUCCUACUACAAGCAAGCCGGGCUCGGGCAGCAGUACUAUAAGCGCGCCGACUAGCCCCCCAACUCCGGUCCCUAUCCCGAAUACCCCACCUCCUCUUACCGUUAUUGUUAAUGUCGCUAUUGCCAUUGCCAUCUCUGGUGGCAGUGGGCAGGAUGCAGCGGCUGCUGUUGCUGCUGCGGUUUCCUCCUCUGGUGAAGGAACUGUUGUCGCCACUGCCGCUGCCGCCGCUGCCGCCGGCGGGGCUAGUGCAAAGGAUGUCGCUGUUGUUGCCGCGGCUGCGGCCGCGGCCUCCUCUGGUGCUAAUGGAGAGGAUGUCUCUGCGGCUGCUGCUGCUGCUAACUCCGGCUCUGGCGGAGAUAGUGCUGCUGCUGCCGCCGCCUCGGCCGUUGCCUCCGCCGGCGCUAGUGGAUGGAAUGUUGCCGCAGUUGCCGCCGCCGCCGCCGCCGCCGCCUCUGAUGGUAGUGGAGGGGAUACCGCCGCCGCCGCCGCUGCUGCAGCCGCCUCCUCCUGUGGAGGUGGUGUCGCCGCCGCCGCCGCUGCCGCUGCCGCCUCCGGUGGGAGUGCUGCCGCCACCGCCGCCGCCAGCGCUGCCUCCGCCGGUGGUAGCGGAGGAGGUGUUGCUGCCGCUGCCGCCGCUGCUGCUGUCGCCGACUCUGGUGCUAGUGGUGAGAAUACUGCCGCCGUCGCCGCUGUUGUCGCUGCCGCUGGUGGUAGCGGAUGGAAUGGCGCCGUUACUGCUGCUCAGGAUUCCGCCGCUAGUGGUAAAAAUGCAACAGAUGUUGCCGGCGCUGCCAUUAGCGGCAGUAGCACCAACGUCUUGCCGCAAACAAGUGAGUUCUUAAGUGAGUUCUUAACAAUAGCAUAUGUGGAUAAUACAUUCAUGGCAAAUAUGAGCCCAAAGGCUGCUAUGGGUCAACAGCAUCAUAUAAAUGAUCUUACCCAUUUUAAUGGUGACUACUAA
Molecule: messenger RNA, 1275 nt
Organism: Aspergillus terreus NIH2624
Lineage: Eukaryota; Fungi; Ascomycota; Eurotiomycetes; Eurotiales; Aspergillaceae
Exons: 5
Coding region: 1-1275 (424 amino acids)
Source: RefSeq, a predicted model, not a curated record